Mycetomoellerius zeteki is the source of this 1162-nucleotide messenger RNA. RefSeq lists its product as uncharacterized. The transcript has 5 exons. Lineage: Eukaryota; Metazoa; Arthropoda; Insecta; Hymenoptera; Formicidae. Bases 272 to 1162 code for a protein of 296 amino acids. The record is from RefSeq and is a predicted model, not a curated record.
UUUUCGUUCUUUUGACAAUGGAUACGCAGUAGAUACGCAGACGAAGGGUGCGUUCUUUUAGGCAUCGGAUACAGCAGUUCUUGCAGUAAUUCGUUCUUUUAUCACAACUGCGCAGUCAACUGCAGCGCAGAUUUUCGUUCUUUUGGCAAUGGAUGCGCAGUGGAUACGCAGAUGAUUAGAAUUAGCUGCGCAGCCGGCUGCUGGCUACGGAUCUAGUGUGGUCGUAAAAAAAGCGGCAGUAUAUAAAAAGUUGCAAGAAAAAUUUAUUAAAAUGGGUGAUAAAAACAUAUAUUUUUAUGCUGGAGUGUCGCCAUCAGGUGAAAAACAAGUAUUUACCAUCGAUGCUUCAAAUAUACAAGAGUUCCUGAUGGAUUCUAAUGUGAAGGAUGUACAAACGUCUCUUGCUGGCAAGAAUCUUACUUCCAAUGCCGAGAAAUCAAUCGUAUUGGGAGAAUGUAUCGCAAACACUCCGCCGAGUUCAAAUUCUUGCACUAUUAGUUCUACAGAGAUAUUUAGAAAGUCAGCUUUAGAAUUUCAUGCUGCCAAGACAAAGUCAGAGAAAAUAGUGAAUUGGUCAACUGCAGAAAUAAAACUUUUGAUCGAGAAAAGACUUGCACUUGAUGACCUUUUUACAGAUCCAAAAUGCAAAAAAACUAAAUAUUGGGAAAAAAUAAGUAAGGAAUUUGCACAAUAUGGAUAUCCACACUCUGCCGCUGAUUUACAAGCAAAAUGGAAAAAUCUUAUGGUGACAUAUAACAGAAAUGUGGAUAAGAUGAAGAAGUCUGGAGAAAGUGCAAUUACUUGGGAAUAUUUUGAAUUAAUGCAUGCAGUCUUUCAUCGCAAAAAAAAUGUCUGCCCAGCAUCAGAAACCUUGGGAUCUACACUUAAAAUCUCAAGUCCAAUUCAUUCUGCAACGACUUAUAAUGUUAUUGAUGAAAGUCCAUCAGUGAUUCAUAAUGCUGAACUUCUAAAUGAUAGCGAUACAACACAAUACUCUGAAGAUAUUGAAAAUUCACCUAUUAAUAAAGCAUUUGAUGAUAGUCCAUCUAGCAAAAAGAAACGUAAUAUUAAGAGAUCUUAUCAGGAUAAUGUGCUAACAUUUAAAAAAACAAGGUGGGAAGAAAAAAAGGAAAUAGAACAAAAUAAAAUAGAUUAUAUAUAG